AUGACAAACGCGAAGCGUGCAGCCAUGGCGCUGUCACAGAGGGAGGCGGAUAUUCAGAUGAUGCUCGCGGCGAAGGUGCACCUGGGCACCAAGAACUGCAACUACCAGAUGGAGCGCUACGUCUGGAAGCGCGGCGCGGACGGUGUGUUCAUCAUCAACCUCGCCAAGACGUGGGACAAGCUGCAGAUGGCGGCGCGCGUGAUCGUCGCGAUCGAGAACCCGCAGGACAUCUGCGUGCAGUCGGCGCGGCCGUACGGGCAGCGCGCCGUGCUCAAGUUCGCGCAGUACACGGGCGCCAACGCCAUCGCGGGCCGCCACACCCCCGGAACCUUCACCAAUCAGCUGCAGAACAACUUCAGCGAGCCGCGCCUGCUCGUCCUCACCGACCCGCGCGUUGACCACCAGCCCGCGGCGGAGGCGGCGCUGAGCAACAUCCCCACUAUUGCGUUCUGCGAUACGGACAGCCCGAUGCGGUACGUGGACCUGGGCAUCCCCGCCAACAACCGCGCCAAGCACUCCAUCGGCUGCCUCUACUGGCUGCUCGCGCGCAUGGUGCUGCAGAUGCGCGGCUCCAUCCUCCCCAGCCAGCCCUGGGACGUCAUGGUGGACCUGUUCUUCUACCGCGACCCUGAGGAGACCAAGGAGGAGCAGCCUGAGGAGGGUGUUGCGGCGGAGUUCGCAGCGGUGGAGUUCGGUGCUGUGCCCCAGAUCGCGGAGGGGCAAUGGGAUGCUGCCGCUCCCACUGUCAAGCCUGCUGGACACGCACACAAUGAUCCAUUCGAAGCCAAUGAUGCUGUCUCUCUCACUGCAACCCAUCCAUCCACUCCCUCCCACUUCCCCCUGCUAUCUGUCCCACUUCCCCCUGCUAUCUGUUCCACUUCCCCCUGCUAUCUGUCCCACUUCCCCCUGCUAUCUGUUCCACUUCCCCCUGCUAUCUGUCCCACUUCCCCCUGCUAUCUGUCCCACUUCCCCCUGCUAUCUGUUCCACUUCCCCCUGCUAUCUGUCCCACUUCCCCCUGCUAUCUGUUCCACUUCCCCCUGCUAUCUGUCCCACUUCCCCCUGCUAUCUGUUCCACUUCCCCCUGCUAUCUGUCCCACUUCCCCCUGCUAUCUGUCCCACUUCCCCCUGCUAUCUGUUCCACUUCCCCCUGCUAUCUGUCCCACUUCCCCCUGCUAUCUGUUCCACUUCCCCCUGCUAUCUGUCCCACUUCCCCCUGCUAUCUGUUCCACUUCCCCCUGCUAUCUGUCCCACUUCCCCCUGCUAUCUGUCCCACUUCCCCCUGCUAUCUGUUCCACUUCCCCCUGCUAUCUGUUCCACUUCCCCCUGCUAUCUGUCCCACUUCCCCCUGCUAUCUGUUCCACUUCCCCCUGCUAUCUGUUCCACUUCCCCCUGCUAUCUGUUCCACUUCCCCCUGCUAUCUGUUCCACUUCCCCCUGCUAUCUGUUCCACUUCCCCCUGCUAUCUGUUCCACUUCCCCCUGCUAUCUGUUCCACUUCCCCCUGCUAUCUGUUCCACUUCCCCCUGCUAUCUGUUCCACUUCCCCCUGCUAUCUGUUCCACUUCCCCCUGCUAUCUGUUCCACUUCCCCCUGCUAUCUGUUCCACUUCCCCCUGCUAUCUGUUCCACUUCCCCCUGCUAUCUGUUCCACUUCCCCCUGCUAUCUGUUCCACUUCCCCCUGCUAUCUGUUCCACUUCCCCCUGCUAUCUGUUCCACUUCCCCCUGCUAUCUGUUCCACUUCCCCCUGCUAUCUGUUCCACUUCCCCCUGCUAUCUGUUCCACUUCCCCCUGCUAUCUGUUCCACUUCCCCCUGCUAUCUGUUCCACUUCCCCCUGCUAUCUGUUCCACUUCCCCCUGCUAUCUGUUCCACUUCCCCCUGCUAUCUGUUCCACUUCCCCCUGCUAUCUGUUCCACUUCCCCCUGCUAUCUCUCCCAACACUGCAGGUGCUGUGCCGGCUGUUGCUGGUGGCUGGGAUGCUGCUGCUCCCCCUGCUGCGGGCGCUCCUGCUGCCGUGUCAUCAGGCUGGGAUGCCGCUGCUGCCCCCGUGCCUGGUGUGCCCGGGGCUGGCUGGGACGCUGCUGCCCCCGGUGGCUGGGAGGCUGCCCCUCCCCAGUAA
Molecule: messenger RNA, 2115 nt
Organism: Closterium sp. Yama58-4
Lineage: Eukaryota; Viridiplantae; Streptophyta; Zygnematophyceae; Desmidiales; Closteriaceae
Source: the annotation of a GenBank genome assembly